GAAGCGUCAGGGGACUGUACACAGAGGAGCAAUGUUAGCUAACGUAAGCUAGCAAGCUAACAGCUGGUAGUGGCUGUUUUAGUUUGCGUUAAGUUAAAGAGAUUUCAUAAUAUAAUGCAAUUUGAUACAAGUCAAUAGGUUAGUUUCUCUCCAAAAACGGUAGGGAAAUGCCACCAAAAAGAGUCAAAAGCGGGACAGUGUCUGCUGCUGGUGCAACGGCAGUUGGAAACAAGGCUUGGGAAACUGGACUCAGUACUGCACCAUUUGAGGAGGAGACUUGGAAGGCCAGCAUUUCUCUGGUGGUGGGAGAGAGGCUGGAGGAUGAGGAGCUGAUCGGUGCUCUGCUGCUGGCUGUACAGCAGCCCCUACGCAGGCUCUUCAGUGUAGUCACCUGGGACGCCACCCUAGAAAAGAUCCAUGAACUGGGAAACCCAAAAAUCAAGAAGACCAAGGAUGCACCCAUGUUUUAUGAGGUGAUGGAGGCAGCCAAGGUCCUGCUGGAUGCAGGAGAGGAGCUGCCCUGUGACCUGCUGGGUAAACUGCUCAAGUUCCAGCUCCUGGGAGUCAAGACCAACGACCAGCAGAGGAGAGCCGCAGAGAUGAGGGCUGCUGAGGAGAAGGCUAAGGGCAAGGCUGGCAAUGCCUCCCCAACCAAAGACAAAGGUGGUGCCAAGCCUGCUGCUAAAGGUGACAAGGGGAAGAAAGGGUCAGAGCCCAGUGCCCCAACCAAGGACACCAAGCUGAAAAAGAGAGGCGAGGAGGAUGAGACCAACAAGUACAUAGACGAUGAGCCAGACGAUGGUCCUCAGCACUACGUCCUGGUGGUGGGCUUCCAGCAGGCUCAGCUGGUCUCUGUGCUGGACAGCCUGGGGGUCCAUGUGUCCAACGUUAUCAAGCUGACCUCACAGAGACCAGACCGGCCAGAGGGAUCACUGGAGGGGAGUGAUGCCAAACCCCUGGAUCGGGCUAAAUGCUGCUGUUGUGUUCCUGUAGACGCGGAGGCUAACAUUAGGAGAAGACAGCGGGAGCAGUUCUGGGGUCAGUUGGAAGGGGUGCUAAACAGUGGCUCAGCCCUCUCCAAGCUGUUUGAUGUGGCCCGCCUCAGUCUCACCGCUAAAGAGAUCCUGUCACCACAAGACAAGGAUAACCCAGAGGCUAUGCUUGGGUUUGGGACACGUCUGUUUGAGGACGUGGCGUGUCUGAUCUAUGACUGUCUGGACUGGAGGAGACAGCAUCAACACUACCUCAACAACAUGAGACUGGUCCAGGUGCCCUCUGUCACCAGGGCUGGGGCACGCACCACCCAGGAGAACCCUGCAGAGAUGGUUCAGACCACAACGCCUCAGACACCUGGGUCCAAGAAGAGACAAGCCCAAGAGGAGACCCCUCCAGCAGACCCUGAACCGGCUGCUCUGAGUACUGAUGUGGACAUGCGUUACUAUAACGACCUGCUGGACCAGAUCCCUCCUGAAGCCUCCUCUGUUCCCCUCAUACUACACUGCAUGCUGGAGCAGGUGGUGGCCACCGAGCAGGACAGCCCUCCCCUGUCUGCAGCAGGCUCCGAGAAGGGACUUUACAGCUUGGAGAAGAGCCUGGCAGACUACAUGCUGUCUGCUGUCAUUUCUCUGCCUCGCUCAGACCAGGAGAAGAAGAAGUUGAGGGAGACGUUUGGUGCUGUGGAGAACACCCAGCAGAAGACUGAGCACCAGAGACCUCUACUGAUCAACUGUCAUGACGAGAGAGCCCUGAGACUGCACCACCUGCCUGUCCAUAACAGCUUUGAUGUGGUGAAGACAGAGAAAGAGAUGAUGAGAAACUCUCCGGUGUGGAAUCUUCUCUGCUCCGUCCGCCCCCUGAGUGGAAAUAGAACCAGACUGGCCCGCAUCCAGGAGCUCACGCACUACUGCACCGACGAGUCUCUGAGCUGGCCGGAGGUGGAGAGAGUGGUCAGACAGUUUGUGUUUGAGAGCAUGCCCCUGACCCAGCUGGAGGAGGGGGGCCUACUGACCUCUGCUGGUUCCCCUCAACCUACCUGCCUGCCCUGGGACGACCCUGUCAGCUUCGCCAAGAACUACCUCAGACACAGCAACAAGACACAAGGCGCACGGCAUACAGAGACUAGUUUGAGGAGAGGAAUAUCCUACCACCUGUCAGACAGCGCCAGAGUAGCUCCUCAAAAAGCCUUUAAAGCGUUCCAGCAGGAUGAAUCAGAGGAGAGUUUGUCUGAUGUAGUAGAUGUGACUGAGAUCCAGAGAAGCCGGGUGCGAUCGCUCAGAGACUGGCACUAUACUGAGCACCACAAUGCCAAUGUCUUUCCCCAGAUUCUCCAGUCUGCCUCUCAGUCCUACCGCUGCAUGGACACCUUCUGUGGUAGUCUGGACAACACCCUGUUCAUCGUCUGUCACAAUCCCAUGAGCCCUCAGCGCCAGUGCAAGGAAUUAUGGGACAUGGCCCUCCAUACCAACGUCGGGUUCAGGAAAUACCUUGAGCACGUGGCAGACUCUAUAUCUGACUGGACCAAGGAGGAGGAGGACAAGUGGCUAGCUCUGCAGGCCAAGAGAGAGGCAGACAAACUGAGAGGGCCCACCCCGUCUGACUCCUCAGAGAAAGGCAGGACAGAGUCGGCUAAGGGCACCAAGAAGGACACUGUCUCACCAAAACACACUGCAAUGUUGUGUCCCUGUCCACCUGAAGCCUCCCCAGCCAAGUCUCCUAUCCCAGAGGAACCUCCUCCCUGUCCACCUGAAGCCUCCCCAGCCAAGUCUCCUAUCCCAGAGGAACCUCCUCCCUGUCCACCUGAAGCCUCCCCAGCCAAGUCUCCUAUCCCAGAGGAACCUCCUCCAGACCAGUACAUCAGGGAAGACUCACUCAAAGCGUGGAAGCUAGAGCAGAGCAGACAGAAGGAGGAGGAACAGGUGAAGAAAGCUAAGAAAGAUAAAGGUGGGAAGGGAGCGGAGCGCGCCGACUCGUCCAAGGAGAACAAGAAAACCACCCCCUCGACCACUAAGAAGAGCAGGGAGGACGUGAGCAAGACCCCUGACCUGGCUGUGGGGACCCCUGGAGGCCAGAGAGCAGAGCUGCAGUCGCCUACCGACGUCUUCACUGGUUUCACUGGGUACAGCAUGGAGGGGCAGCUGAUCCAGGUCUCAGGCCAGCUCCAUUCCCUUUACCCCUCUGACGGAGGCCACAUCCAGGUGGAGACCAUCCACUUUGUGCAGGGGUCGACGCUCAUCAAAGUGUGUGUAAUGAAGGACAAGCAUCAUUUCUACACCCACAUCACCCAGCCAAACAGACACCACGCGGUCCACAUGGAGACACAGAGUCCGGCCAAUAAGAGUGUGAGGCUGGGCUCCUUCUCAGCUGUGCUGGACAACGGCAUCCACCUCUCCUACAGUCGCUACGGCCCAACUGGGGAGCAGGGUGAGAUGCAGGCUGGUCAGGACUCUGAUCUGGACAUGCCCACAGACUCCAGUCUCUCCCCCGCCCCCUCGACCCUCCUCUCCUCCUCAUUCUCCAAUAAGAAACUCAACUCCUCCCACAGCUCCAAGGGGGUGGAGCCGCCCAGAGAGACCAACAAGUCCCCAACACCCAGAGAGGAAAAGGAGCAGACCAGAGAGAGUGAGAGUCAGGCAGCAUUACCUGGCAGUGCUCCGUUCCAGAGACUAAACGUCUCCACCCCUAGUGGUCUGCUGCUGCAGUUCCUCAGUGAUGAUACAGACGGCAGUACUCCAGAGGGUCAGUGUGUGUUGGUGAGACAGAGUUUCCCCCUACACUGCAGUGACAGUAGAGAGCUUCACCUCACAGACCCAUCGUUACACAGUGAGCUGUCUAGGGUCAUCACUGGUCAGGGCACCGUGGUCAAGUACAUGAGAGACGGAUCAACACAGGUGCUGUUUGCAGACAGUUCCGUCAGUACCUGUACAGAGUCAGGACCCAUCAUCUCCUCUCCUCCUGAACCCGUUGCUAAGGAGGACGAGGUAGUGAAGGAGACUCAGACACCAGAGAGAAAAGACAGCAAGGACAAGAAGGGUAAGCUGGGCUCCAAGCAGAGCCUGGGGGCUGACCAGAGUCAAAGUGACCCCGAGCCCAGGGAGGACCAGAGGUCGUCAGGCCAGACCCAGGCCAGACAGGGGGUCUGUUGGACCACCACCAGCCCCUCCGGACACAGAGUAGCCACCAUGGGGGACCAGACCACAGACCCUGGCCCCGUCCUGGCCUUCAGAGCCACAGACCCUGUCAGUCAAACUGUUGUGAUCACGCGGGAGGACAAGGUGAUAUCUGUGCUGGACAGAGACGGGACGGUGAUCGUGGACCAUGCAGACGGAACCAGGAUCACUACCCUGUACCAGGAGAGAGAGGCUCUCUGUGGCUGGUCCCAUCAACACAUUAACACAGGGGAGAGGUCCAGCAGCAGUGUCUGUCAUAAGGAGAAGGUGGUGAUGGUGGAGCGGCUGGGGUUUGCCACGGUAGCCAUGUUCAGCGAGGACAGGUCCUGCAAAGUGUUCUUUGGAGACGGAAGCGUCGUCACCGCCACCUGCAACGGAGCCUACCACGUGUACCCGUCCAGUGUAGGUCUGCUGUUGAUCAACCAGGACGGUAGUUGUGUGUACAGGUCCGACCCUGAGCACAGCCCAACCCUGAGUCUGGCCAGCUGGAGUCCCAGAGAGCAGCCAGGCAGCUACAGGAUGGACCACACCUCCACCUCAGACACACUGUGUGAGGUCACAGACCACCACGGGAACCUCUUCCAGGUGAUGAAGGAUGGCCGGACGUCAGUGGAGAUCUCUAGCCCUCUGGACAGCAGAGUGGAAGAGGAAGAGAUGGAGGAGGAAGAGAUGGAGGAGGAAGGAGGGCAUCCAGAAGAGAGAGAGUUGGCCAAGCAUUAUAUUGGACGUAAAGUCCACAUUCCAAGGUUGUUCAUGGCCCAUGAGGAUGGUUCAGGCACAGAGCUGCUGUACUCUCAGACAGUAGAGGAACGUCUGUAUGAGGACUACUCUGACCCUGCUGUCGCCCUGCUUAAAGAACCCCUCCCAGACCUACAGGGUGUGCUGGGUAUAACGGUGCUGAGACCCUGUCUUCAGGACGUGUGGUCCAGAUGGGUCAUCCAGAAACAAAACAAGGAUAUCAUCCCCACUAACCUCAAGUCCCGCCGCUGGGACAACUUCCCCUCAGUAGAGAGGAAGACGCCAGGCCCUCCGUUCGGGACCACCCUGGGCCGGGGUCUGACCCUGAGAGAGAAGCCUGUUUCUGAGGCCUGCAGGCCCGUGCUGAGCUGUCCUGAUACCCUGGAGGUCCGACAGCUGCUCCAGUACCAGCCGGUCAGCAGACAACUCCGCAGGACUCUGGAGUCACGCCUCAGGGAGUACAUGGAGCAGGUUGUCCAGAGAGAGAACCUGUCAGAGAAGAUGCAGUUGAAGGACCCUCGUACUGAGGAGGAGAAGGUCCACGCUGCUGACCUGCUCAAACUGGUCCUGUCACUUCCAGAGUCAGAGAACCCCACUAUAGAGAACAGAAUCUUCCCCGUGGAUGUAGCCACCAUGUACACCCAGGCACUGAUGACUCCAGCCCUGCAGACUGAGGCCUCUCUCUCAGAGAAAGACACAGACAGCUUCAGUGAAGAGGCACAGGAAACUAUGUGGAAGAGCAGGAUAGAGCAACACAGACAGGAGCUGGACCAGGAGAAGAUGUACAGAGAGGCUCUAAGGAACAGAAUCAUUCCUCCGUAUUUCCACUCAGAGAAAGGAGCAGGUUUUGAGUACUCAGAGGAGGUCCCUGAUAUGAGAUCUCUGUCUCAGGACCUUCCUCCGUUCCCCAAGACUCCCAACUCCCAGAACUACCUCAAGGAUGCCCCACGAGAGACAGCCCAGCGACCUCUGAACCCCACGCCCUCUCACGCAGCAGGAAGUGAUGCGCUGCCUGUCAGGAGACCCACCAACCCCACCCCUCAAACUGCAGUGGAGCAGCAGCAUGGUGGUGGGAUGGAGCCUGGCAGUACCCAGGUGGACGUGGCAGGGAACCCACGCAGACACAGAGUCAAGCUGCCAGCCUCCAUCCUCAGCUCCAAACCCUUCAGCGUGCCCAACCAGCAGUUCCUGUGUGUAGAGGAGCCGGUGAGGAGGAAGGUGAAGACAGUGUCUGUGACGGGGGGGCAGCAGCUCGCCCCGCGGGGGUUUGAGCUCCUCCCAGCAGAGGUCCAGUUUGGGACCCUAAAGGAGGGCUGCACCUACAGCGUCCCGGUGCUCAUGAAGAACGUGGGCUUCCACACCUGCAGAUUCAGCGUGAAACAGCCUUCCCCUGGUACUGGAAUCAGAGUCAUCUACACCCCUGGACCUGUGGCUGCUGGGAUGAAGACAGAGCUUCAGGUGGAGCUGUAUGCCAUGGCUAUAGGUCUGGAGGAGCCUGCAGAGGGAGAGGUCUACGUCUCACACCACAUCCACAUCAAGACUGAGAGUGAGAUCCUCUACCUGCCUGUCUCAGCUACCAUCCUCCCUGAGCGUCUGUAUGACAGCAGGACCAAGGAUCAUACCAACUGGCUCCAGACAGGGGUGUCCAAGGUCCGCCUCAUCUCCUCCACCCCCUCAGUCAGACGUGGAGUGGUCCUCCCUCACAGACCUCUUCUCUCCACCACCGGUGAAAUUGAAUGAGACGGAUUGAGACAACUUCAAUAAAACCGUGCGUUGGUGUUUUAGUCACAUAUUACCAUUGUUGGAUGGCUUUUAAAUAUAAUCAAAUUAAUCUUAGGAAUAAAGAACAGUGAUAUGACA
This is a messenger RNA of Coregonus clupeaformis (lake whitefish), 6764 nucleotides long. It is a transcript of the gene spag17, whose product is annotated as sperm associated antigen 17. The transcript has 47 exons. The record is from RefSeq and is a predicted model, not a curated record. Gene Ontology annotation, cellular component: axonemal central apparatus. Lineage: Eukaryota; Metazoa; Chordata; Actinopteri; Salmoniformes; Salmonidae. Gene Ontology annotation, biological process: epithelial cilium movement involved in extracellular fluid movement; axonemal central apparatus assembly. Bases 168 to 6644 code for a protein of 2158 amino acids.